GCUGGGAGUUCACAUUUUAUAAUGAUAGCAAUGAAAAUGUAAUUAACUUAUUGACCAAUGAAACCGCCACCAGUGUAACGGUGCCGACCAACAUACUGGAGCUGACCACUGCGUUAAAUGGCACCGUUGAGUACAAGCCCUGGUGGCGUAACUGGGAUGGUAUGCCAUAUCCUAGCGGUUACACACAAUUAGCAAUAGUUCUUUUAGCAUUUUUCAUAACUUGUAUAAUGAUACUAAUAGUGGUGGGAAAUAUGUUAGUCUGUAUUGCCAUUGCCACUGAAAAAUCGUUAAAACCGGUGCAGAACUGGUUCAUUGCUUCGUUAGCUGUGUCGGACUUCCUGUUAGGUCUUGUAAUUAUGCCAUUUUCAUUGGCCAGGGAGCUAAUGGGUUACUGGAUGUUUGGCAAAGUUUGGUGCGACAUCUGGUUGGCAUUGGAUGUGCUUCUGUGUACGGCUUCCAUAAACAACUUGUUUAUGAUUAGUUUAGACAGAUAUUGGUCGAUAACACAGGCCGUCAAAUAUUUAAAAAAGAGGACCCCUUCGAGGGCUGCGCUUAUGAUAGCUUUUGUAUGGAUGCUAUCGGCCGUCGUAUCGUUACCACCGUUGGUCGGGUGGAAGAAACCAGAUAUGAUGGUCUCUCAGGAGUUCCCUCAAUGCAAUGUCAGUGAAGAUGUCGGUUAUGUCAUGUAUUCAUCGAUCGGUUCGUUUUAUUUUCCGGCCCUAAUGAUGGUGUUUGUUUACGCGCGUAUAUUUCACGCGGCCCGCGCUCGCGCCCGACGACACGUGCAACAAAAGCGUUUGCAGAUUCAACAGGAGGUGACCGCCGACCCCAUUAAGGAGAAAUCAACGACAACCACUACCUGUACGAGUCUAAGCAAUCCCAGUCCACCAGAUCUUACCGAUCAAAAUAAUGAAGGUGGAGAUGAUGGAGUUGCUGGUUAUAAACCAUAUACACCAGAAUCUUCACCGCUUCCUAUUUCUUUCACCACAGGGUCACAACCGCACACCGGCGGACCACAAAUUCAACGCACGACACCACCAAUGGGUACACCGACUACAGUAUCGCCGCCACAGAUUGUGGUCGAAGCUAUACCUGAUUCACAAUCAUCGACACCACAGAAAGACAUUUCCAUUAUUUAUAAUAACUAUGAGUCGAUAACACCGACACCAGUGGACGCAAUUGUGGACAAUAAUGAUUGUGAUGUGAGGUUUAAGUGCUUAAAACAAACUAAAUGUUCUCCAGGUGUUCAAACCAAGAGAAAGCCACCUAAAUUGACAAUUGUGUUACCAGAGAGUACUGUUCCACCAAAAGGGUUGACCAAACAAAAUGGUUCAGCCAUUAGGACUACCGAAACUCGAUUCAUAUCAACCGACGACGACUCGGAUGCAGCAGAAAGUCCUCUGAGUCGCGACACUAUUACACACGAAUCCAAAACAUUUUUAAGUGCUCCUAAACUCUUGAAAUCACAAACUUAUGGCUCGACCUUAAGUAUCGCUGAUUAUGACGAGUCAGACAUGUGUAUGGAUAAUGACAUCGAGAACAGUGAUGAUAACGUCAAGAGUAAAAAGUCGUCGAUAAAGGGCGGCGGCAGAAGUGUUCAGUGCAGGAAUCAGACGACAGGCGGACUCAGGAGUACCACUUCGGACGCUGAAAGACACAAACGCAAGAUAGCAAAGGCCAGGGAGAGAAGGGCUACACUUAUAUUGGGCUUAAUUAUGGCGGCCUUUAUCACGGCGUGGCUCCCAUUCUUUGUCCUGUAUAUGUUGGCCGCCCUUUGCCAGGACUGCAAAGAUGCCAUACCUUCGGCUUACUUUUCAGUGGCCUUUUGGCUCGGAUAUUGCAACUCUGCCGCCAAUCCUAUUAUCUACACUAUAUUCAAUCGCGACUUUAGACGAGCCUUCAGAAAGAUUUUGUUUAAAUGA
Molecule: messenger RNA, 1922 nt
Organism: Oppia nitens
Lineage: Eukaryota; Metazoa; Arthropoda; Arachnida; Sarcoptiformes; Oppiidae
Gene: Octalpha2R
Product: alpha-2 adrenergic receptor-like
Exons: 5
Coding region: 162-1922 (586 amino acids)
Biological process (GO): adenylate cyclase-activating adrenergic receptor signaling pathway
Cellular component (GO): membrane
Molecular function (GO): G protein-coupled amine receptor activity
Source: RefSeq, a predicted model, not a curated record